GACUGUCGUCAUCAAGGAAACGGACGUGCGAGCGUCAUCUUUAUUGCCGCUGCCGUAUGUUAAAUAAGAGAGAAAGUCAAGUAGCGUUUCAUUCGAUCAAAACACAAAAGAAAGUUUGUAUCAACGCUCCGACCAGAAGAGAUAGCAAAGUGACGAGAAAACAUCUUCAUAUACAGCAAGUUUAAAUCAACGCUCUAACCAGAAGUGAUAGCGAAGAGACGACAAAUACAUCUUCACACAGCAAAUUUACGAACGCUCCAACCAGAAGAGACUGCAGAGACAAGAAAUAUAUCUUCAUACAGCAAGUUAAAAUCAACGCUCUAACCAGAAGAGACAGCAUAGAAACAAAAAAUAAAUCUUCAUUUGUGUGUUUGAAGUUGUGAAAAAAUGUCCAUAAAGAAGUUGGCAAAAGCACUAAGCUUUAAAAGAAACAAAGGCAUGACAAUGAAAUCAGAUACAAAGAAGACCCUCAAUAUCGUGACGGUAGGCGACGGAGACACCGGCAAAACGUGUCUGUUGAUGUCGUUCAAAGGAGAAAGAUUUCCAACUAAGUAUAUCCCGACGGUCUUUGAAACGUACACACACGAUUUGCAUAUCGAGGGGGUGGACAUAGAAGUUGGUCUGUGGGAUACGGCGGGUCAAGAGGGGUAUGAUCGCUUACGUCCUCUUGCCUAUCCAAAGUGUGACUGUUUUGUGAUAUGCUACGCUAUCGACAAUCCAGACUCCCUGUCAAAUGUUCGUGAAAAGUGGUUACCUGAACUGGAGCGUUACAGCCCACACGUACCACGGAUAUUGGUCGCAACAAAAAAGGACAUUCGUCGAAGGACCUUGGCAAUCAUGGAUUUUUUGAACGGUAAUAAAGCGCAUAAGAUUGUGAGCUAUGAAGAAGGUUUGUGUAUGGCGGCGAGUAUUGGAGCGACGAGAUUUAUAGAGACAUCUGCUUUGUUAAAUGAUGGCGUCAGGGAAGCUUUUGAAGAAACGUCGAGAGUGGCGUUGGAAGCAAAAAAAAGAAAGAAGGAGAAGGGACUCAAAAGGAUUAAAGGACGUUUUGUCAUGUAAGCAAUUCACAUGUUCUCUCUGUAAAUGAGAAGAAAUGAAAAUUGAAGUAAAAGUUGCCUGUCCACUGUGUGAUUUUGAAACGUGAACGGUAAAUAUUUGUCGCAAUGCAUGAUGGGAAGGCCUAGUUUAAUGAAUAGUUAUUUAUUACCACGAACGGUAUUUAUUAUAAAGUAUUGAGUGUGACAUAUCUGUACCUAUAUAUACAUGUAUAUUUAUACUAAAUAAAUGUAAAUAAGAUAAAUUAACUGUUGCAAGAACAGGAAUAAAAUGAAUUCAAGAAACCGUA
Messenger RNA from Xenia sp. Carnegie-2017, 1345 nucleotides. Its product is annotated as ras-like GTP-binding protein Rho1. Gene Ontology annotation, molecular function: GTPase activity; GTP binding. Lineage: Eukaryota; Metazoa; Cnidaria; Anthozoa; Malacalcyonacea; Xeniidae. The coding region runs from base 388 to 1059 and encodes 223 amino acids. The record is from RefSeq and is a predicted model, not a curated record. Gene Ontology annotation, biological process: small GTPase-mediated signal transduction. The transcript is spliced from 2 exons.